GAUAAAGAAGAAACCGUGAGUGCCUGCUCUGAUUGAUCCUCCAGUCCAGAGCACAAGAUCGAUUUCACCAGAGAGACAGAAUUAAAGAGGGUGGUUUGUCAGGGGUGACCUGCAGAACACAAGAAGAGACAGACAUAAAUUAAGGGAGGAGAAGAAGAGAUGGGGAGCGGGAAGAGAGGAAAGGUGUCAUGGUCGGUUGCUGGCCUGAUGGUUGCACUUGUGGCAGCAAGCCUUGCUCUGGAGGCGGCAGCCGCGACUCACGUGGUGGGGGGCUCAACCGGAUGGAUCGUCCCUCCUAACUCAAGCUUUUACUCUGAUUGGGCCUCCACACAAACCUUUGCGGUUGGUGACACCCUUGUGUUCAAUUUUCAGACCGGAUCGCACACUGUCGACAAAGUAACAAAGUCAGGCUACGAUGAUUGCUCAACUUCCAACCUGAUCGGCUCCGCCAUAACCACAGGCCCGGCCUCAGUUUCUCUCACCACCGCCGGCGACCACUACUUCAUUUGUGGAAUCCCUGGCCACUGCUCCGCCGGCCAGAAGUUGUCUGUCACCGUUGCCUCCUCCCCAACAGGUGCUUCCCCUCCCACAUCAGCUGCUGGUCCCUCGCCACCAGGCACCGGCGGAAGCAGUGCAGCCACAUCACUUCUUCCUGGUUUCAGGACCGCGGCAACCUUCUCCCUGGCAACUGCACUCGUGUUUGCUGCCUCCUUUUUCCUCCUCUAGAUUGGAUACAUAUAACAGCAGGCGCCUCAUGCGUGCUUCUACUUUUCCCACAGCGAGAGGCAGAGAUUGCUGCCGCUAUACGUAGCAUAUUGUUUUUAUUGAUCAUUUCUCUUUCUAUAGUUGUCCAUUCUUCUACUGUUAGCAUACAUGCAGACUUCGGGUCACAGUGCGAGAGAUAGCCCGAUACUUGUGUUAGUUUGAUUGACGCAGGCUGAUUCCUGAUAUCCGUGUAGUUUCAUAAUAGCGAAUAAUUCUGCCCAGUUACAUGGGUGUUCAUUGGUUUCCGUACAAAUAAGCUGGGACUUUAUGA
Molecule: messenger RNA, 1036 nt
Organism: Phoenix dactylifera (date palm)
Lineage: Eukaryota; Viridiplantae; Streptophyta; Magnoliopsida; Arecales; Arecaceae
Product: stellacyanin-like
Cellular component (GO): plasma membrane
Molecular function (GO): electron transfer activity
Source: RefSeq, a predicted model, not a curated record